Molecule: messenger RNA, 258 nt
Organism: Encephalitozoon cuniculi GB-M1
Lineage: Eukaryota; Fungi; Microsporidia; Unikaryonidae
Exons: 1
Coding region: 1-258 (85 amino acids)
Biological process (GO): translation; ribosomal small subunit assembly
Cellular component (GO): cytosolic small ribosomal subunit; ribosome
Molecular function (GO): structural constituent of ribosome; RNA binding
Source: RefSeq, marked provisional
AUGGCAUCUGACUUGGCAUUUCCUACAAGAGAGAAGGUUGGAUCGACCUACAAGAAGGAUCGUCUAUACAGAGAGGGGAACGGAUUCUUUAUGUAUGUGAGGUGUGGGGGGUGCAGGCACACAACCUGCUGCUACUCGCACUCGCAGACAAACAUCUCAUGCCCAGGCUGCGGGGACAUCAUCCUAACGUCUUCUGGAGGCCGCGCGGUUGUGUCGCCAAACUGUGAGUUCAAGAAGAUCAUAAGGAAUAUUGAUUAA